GUUUGUGCCAGGCUGACAGUGCCCACGUUAUAGGCGUGUCUGCGAAGGUUGAACAACUGUCCUGUAUUUAUGCCAAAUGUGGGGACAAGUUUUUGUGUCCCCAAGCUUGUGUGUUCAUGACACUGAGAGGGUCUGAGAGCUGAGGUGUGUGUAUGGGGGGUAUGCCUGCACACUGUAGUAAACGGGCAUUGGGGAGAGGUGUCUUACUUAUUGAUGAGCAAAUGCAGCUCUAGGUCCAAGAUCCCUUGGACCUGCCAGUGACUGACUGGGAGAGAGAGUCCCAGGAGGAGCAAGAGAGGCCUGGGUGGAUUUCUCCCCCUGCUCCAGCCCCCAGCCCGUCUUCCUCCCGGCUCCCGGUUCCUCGGCCCACAGGUGGGGAUCGGUCCAACCCCAUCUCCUUUGGCGGGACUGGCCCGGCGCCGGGAUGACCGUCACGUACACAGCCCGCGUGGCCAACGCGCGCUUUGGCGGCUUCUCGCAGCUGCUACUGCUGUGGCGCGGGAGCAUCUACAAACUUUUGUGGCGGGAGCUGCUCUGUUUCCUCGGGCUCUACAUGGCGCUGAGUUCCACCUAUCGCUUCGUGCUGACCGAAGGGCAGAAGCGCUACUUCGAGAAGCUCGUCAUUUACUGCGACCAGUACGCCAGUCUCAUCCCGGUCUCAUUCGUGCUCGGCUUCUAUGUGAAUCUGGUGGUGCACCGUUGGUGGAACCAGUACCUCUGCAUGCCUCUGCCCGACGCGCUCAUGUGCAUAGUGUCGGGCACCGUGCACGGGCGCGACGAGCGCGGCCGCCUCUACCGGCGCACGCUCAUGCGCUACGCAGGGCUCUCAGCUGUGCUCAUCCUGCGCUCUGUCAGCACUGCAGUCUUCAAGCGCUUCCCUACCAUAGACCACGUGGUUGAGGCUGGGUUUAUGACCCGCGAGGAGCGCAAGAAGUUCGAGAACUUGAACUCGCCCUACAACAAGUAUUGGGUGCCCUGCGUCUGGUUCUCCAACUUGGCGGCACAGGCCCGGCGUGAGGGCCGCAUCCGUGACAACAGCGCCCUUAAACUGCUGCUCGAGGAGCUGACUGUGUUUCGGGGCAAGUGUUCGAUGCUGUUUCACUACGACUGGAUCAGCGUACCCCUCGUCUACACUCAGGUGGUGACCAUCGCCGUGUACAGUUACUUCCUGGCCUGCCUUAUCGGUCGUCAGUUCCUAGACCCUGCGCAGGGCUACAAAGACCACAAUCUUGACCUGUUCGUUCCAGUCUUCACUCUGCUGCAGUUCUUCUUCUACGCCGGCUGGCUCAAGGUAGCCGAGCAGCUCAUCAACCCCUUUGGAGAGGACGACGAUGACUUUGAGACCAACUUUUUGAUCGACCGAAACUUCCAGGUGUCAAUGCUGGCCGUGGAUGAGAUGUACGACGACCUAGCCAUGCUGGAGAAGGAUCUGUACUGGGACGCGGCUGAGGCUCGUGCCCCCUACACAGCAGCCACCGCCUUCCAGAGGCUGCAGCCCUCUUUCCUGGGCUCCACCUUUGACAUCACGUUGGCCAAGGAGGACAUGCAGUUCCAGCGGCCAGAUGGCGUGGACGUGCCGCUGGGCGAGGCCCAGGGCGACUUCUUGCAGCGCCUCCUGCCUGCAGGCCCAGGCAUGGCCGCAGGAGGCCUGCUAGGCCGGCGCCUGUCCUUGCUGCGCCGCAAGAACAGCUGCGUGUCGGAGGCGUCCACUGCUGCCAGCUGCGCGUGCGCGGGCGCUCCAGACACCGCAGCCCUGGAGUGCGGCUGCGGGGACCUGCUGCUCGACCCGGGCCUGAGGGAACCAGAACCCGAGCCCCUCACUGGGCCCGAGCCCUCCGCCACGGGGCCUGUCGCCGAGCCCUUCACCACAGUGUCCAUGCCCACGUACCGGGGACCGGCUCCACCCUGGCUGCCCAGCCCCAUUGGCGAAGAGGAAGAGAGUCUCACCUGAGACCCUGGGGCCCAGGAUUGCCAAGGACAGGGAGCCAAGACCCGCACCACAGGCAGGCACCAGUCUGGGCCUUCAUAAGCCAGGCGUGGACUCCUCCUGUCCGCUUUUGACCAAUUCCGGCCUUCACGUCUGGCAUAAGGGCUUGGAGCGCCUGUGGGCUAGGCCCUGGGCUAAGCACAGGGGAUUCUUCCAGCUGCUUUGAGCAGCUUAUCCUUCCCACUAGCUCUACUUCCCACUGUCCACUGCCUGAGAGUGUGUCCUCUAUCAGUGUGUCCCGCCUUUAUUGCUGGAGAUGUGAGUGCCUACCUUUCUGAGUUGUCAGGAUGGGAUGAAAUGAUGGCUUUAAAGUGUUUGAUACA
This is a messenger RNA of Rhinolophus ferrumequinum (greater horseshoe bat), 2310 nucleotides long. RefSeq names its product bestrophin 2 (gene BEST2). NCBI's taxonomy places the organism in Eukaryota, Metazoa, Chordata, Mammalia, Chiroptera, Rhinolophidae. The transcript has 11 exons. Gene Ontology annotation, molecular function: chloride channel activity. The record is from RefSeq and is a predicted model, not a curated record. The coding region runs from base 425 to 1951 and encodes 508 amino acids.